GGCUACUCACCGGCUGAUGCUCCACUGGUAUUAUGAGAUUUAUUUCAUGCUUCAGAUGGCAGGGCUACUUUCAGAAGAGCCUUGUCGCCUUUGCUUUUGGUCGCAAUCUUUCUCAAUUUUUACAGAGCCGAACUUGGCCUCAGCUUUGCAUUUGUUUGUUGUUGUUGAUGUUUUGUUUUUUACCAGAUCCAGGCCUGUAUUUUCAUCUGAGUCAAAAGCGAGAGACAGCGGGCAGGCUGUGGUUCAGAGGGCUUCAGUUUACUCAGACAGGUUGCUAUGACUGCUGUAUGCGCUGUUUGGGUGGGGUGCCAUACUGCUCCCUGGUCGCCACACUGCUGUGUUUCUCUGGCAUUGCCCUCUUCUGCGGUUGUGGGCACCAGGCACUCACAGAGACAGAGAGACUCAUCGAGACUUACUUUGCCCGUAAUCUUCAGGACUACAUCACCCUCGCCUACAUCAUUCUAUAUUUCCAGUAUGUCAUCUAUGGUUUGGCUUCCUUUUUCUUCCUCUACUGCAUUGUGCUGCUGGCUGAGGGCUUCUACACAACGAGCGCUGCCAAGCAAAGCUUUGGAGAGUUCAGGAGCACCAUGUGUGGCCGCUGCCUCAGCUCCUCGUUUAUAGUGAUGACAUAUGUGCUAGCUGUGCUGUGGCUGUUGGUGUUUGCCUUCUCGGCACUCCCUGUCUACUUCUUCUACAACAUGGAUGCCACCUGCCACACCAUUGAUGUUCUGACUGAGACCCCAGCAAGUAUCAACCAGCUCUGUGUUGAUGCAAGGCAAUACGGGCUCCUGCCAUGGAACGCGGUGCCAGGGAAAGCUUGUGGUAUAACGCUGUCCACUGUUUGCAAGACCAGAGAGUACCGAAUGACCUAUAAUCUCUACAUUGCUGCCUUCACUGGUGCGGGCAUCACUCUCUUGGCUCUGCUGACCUAUACUGUGUCAACCACCUAUAACUUUGCGGUUCUGCGGUAUCUGGGGAGAAAGGGCAUAGGGGCACGGUGUUAGGCUCACCAGCUUCCUGUCUGCUCUAUCACUACUUCACCAACAACACAUGGAUCUAAAGGAGCGGCAACAAUCCUUCCACAUCAUCUGCACAGAACCACCUGUGGUCAUAGACUCUUAAAAAUGAUGUCUUGUAUUUUUUUACUUUUCUUUAUGAGAAGAAUAUUAUUGUUUUGUUUCCCUUCUCUUCUUUUUGUUGUUUUUCACGUGUGUGAGGUUUGCCUGCUGCUUUUACAUGCAGUAAGUCUUAUUUCAGGAUUUUUUAAAAGCCAAGUCACCAAAUUAUUUGUAAAUCGUUACUCUUGUUGCUUGUUUAGUGUUUAAAAUUGAUUUCUGCUUCCCUUUGCACUCGAAAUACAAAUAACACACCCCUAAUUAAUUAACAUAUGUAAGAAAUAACUACCUAUUUGUAACACAUGUGCAGCUCGAAUGCAGCUGUUUCAGAGAAUAGGGAUUAUGGGUUGCCAUGGCUACCAUCCUUCACAUCUGGUUGCUAUGGUGGCAGACAAGCACGCAUUUGCAGUCUCACGCUGACCCUCAGGACUUUUCUCACGGGCUGGAGAAAAGACUCAACAAUGGGAGUCAGGCCUGUUUUAAAAGUCAGCCAAUGAGGAGCCAGUUGUGGGGGUGCCACCUGCGCUACGAGUCCCGGCCAAGGGUUAUAUUACAUGUCAAGGGAGAGGUUCCCCUGGACAAAGAGAGGGUUAGACCUCUCUGAAGCCUCAAUGCAGCUCUUCUGGGACAGCAACCACACACACAGCCCCAUCCACAUGCUGCUGCAAGACCCCACCUCCCUCCAAAUAAUGGCAAUGAAAGAUUCAAGAGUGCGGGGACUGAAGAAGUUUUAAGAUUUUGAUGUUUCUUUCUGACAAAGGGACAUGCUUAUUUAGUUCUGAUCUAGAAAGGUCUGAUAUUCUCUCAUAAUUUUGAGAUGGCAAAAGCACUAGGUGCUAACUUAUCAAGUGAACUCAUUAGUUGACCUAAAACUCAUUGAGUCCCCCCUGCUGUUAACGCAUGACUGAGGUACUUUUUAUAGAGUUAGGACAGCUUUGUUUGGUCUCUAAUUCUUUAGGAAUUUUGUUGUAGUUAUUGUAUAACAUCUUUUUACUUACUGUAGCUGACUUCACUACUACUUUUACAAAUUGGGUAUUACUAACAAAACCUUUUGCAACGUAAUAAAUAGAUUGUUCUGUUUGGUUGAAGCUUUACCCAGCUGUGAGUGGGUGAUUUGUCAAGUGGCCCGCUUGCUGUUUGAUGAUUAUUUUUUUGUGUUGGUAAAAUUUGUUAAUAAAACUGUUCUUUUGAAGUA
Micropterus salmoides (largemouth bass) is the source of this 2310-nucleotide messenger RNA. RefSeq names its product proteolipid protein 1a (gene plp1a). Gene Ontology annotation, biological process: central nervous system myelination; axon development. Gene Ontology annotation, molecular function: structural constituent of myelin sheath. The record is from RefSeq and is a predicted model, not a curated record. The coding region runs from base 33 to 1004 and encodes 323 amino acids. Lineage: Eukaryota; Metazoa; Chordata; Actinopteri; Centrarchiformes; Centrarchidae. Gene Ontology annotation, cellular component: myelin sheath; plasma membrane. The transcript has 7 exons.